AUGUCGCCAGUCAGCAUAUCUAGAGGAGCCGGCACCUCCACGCCCAAUGAAUCUUUCACUCAAAUGGCCGACACAGACCUCGAAUCAAUCGGCCGCCACUGCCAAUACGAAUACUGCGGCCAACUGGAUUUCCUCCCCUUCCGCUGUGAAUCAUGCCGCAGCACCUACUGCCUCGACCACCGCAGCGAAACCGCCCACAAAUGUCCCAACGCCGGUGAAUGGGCAAAACGCCGCGCAGGCAACCACCAAGAAAACCGAGCCGCGCCUGAGAAACCCAACAUCUACAACUCAGCUCAGUGCUAUCAUGUCUCGUGUAAAACACUUAUCAACACACUCAAAGACCCCGGCGUGCGCUGUCCAAAUUGUAACCGCCAGUACUGUCUGAAGCACCGUUUGCGCGAGGAACACGACUGCGCCAAGGUUGCCCCGCUCGGCGCGCGGCAGGGCGCUGCGAAUGAGACUAUCAAGUCGAUGUUUGCGCGCGUCAAGAGCUGGGGGAAAGAUAAGCAAGCGGCGGGCGCGAAUCUCAUUCCGAAGCCGAAAGUCAAGCCAAAUAGUCCUGCGGCGCGCAUGGCGAGCGUAAAUGCUAUGAAGCGUUCGGCAAAGGGCGAGGCUAGUGUUCCGGCUGAGAAGAGGCUGUACUUGCAUACAGUUGGCACGGCUGAUACUCAGGCUGCUGAGCCACCGGCGGGUGAUUUCUACUUUGAUAUGAGGUGGAAGGUUGGCCGGGUGUUGGAUGAUGCGGCGCGGAGGUUGCAUGUGGAGAACUUGAAUAAUCGUGUUGGAGGAGAAGAGGCAAAGUUACGCAUUUUCCAUGUCGAGUCUGGGGAUUUUUUGGAGUUCUCGGAGUCAAUUGGGGGUGGGAAGGUCAAGUCGGGAGACACGAUCGUUUUAUUACGAGGCGCUGGACUGGUCUUGGAGAACGCAUGA
Molecule: messenger RNA, 930 nt
Organism: Penicillium maclennaniae
Lineage: Eukaryota; Fungi; Ascomycota; Eurotiomycetes; Eurotiales; Aspergillaceae
Product: AN1-type zinc finger protein
Exons: 1
Coding region: 1-930 (309 amino acids)
Cellular component (GO): cytoplasm
Molecular function (GO): zinc ion binding
Source: RefSeq, a predicted model, not a curated record